Messenger RNA from Sphaeramia orbicularis (orbiculate cardinalfish), 4459 nucleotides. RefSeq names its product SRY-box transcription factor 4b (gene sox4b). Gene Ontology annotation, biological process: camera-type eye morphogenesis; neuron differentiation; brain development. The record is from RefSeq and is a predicted model, not a curated record. Gene Ontology annotation, molecular function: DNA-binding transcription activator activity, RNA polymerase II-specific; RNA polymerase II cis-regulatory region sequence-specific DNA binding. NCBI's taxonomy places the organism in Eukaryota, Metazoa, Chordata, Actinopteri, Kurtiformes, Apogonidae. The transcript has a single exon. Bases 571 to 1836 code for a protein of 421 amino acids. Gene Ontology annotation, cellular component: nucleus.
UCGACUGCAGGUUUGCAGAUGGAAGGCGGACAGUGUGACUCGCUCUAGCUUUCUUUUUUUUCCUAUUCAGCAUGCAUGGCUUUUGUUUGUAGGAGAAGGGACAGAGCCGAUGCAGAGAACAGCUCUUACCUUCCACACUGUACUUGGGAGCCCUUUGUAAGUGCCCGAGCAGAUAGUGUGGCGCUCAGUGUGCGCUCUGCAGCUGCACAGACUUGUGUUCAGUCACUACACGGCUGAAUUGAUUUUAUAACACUGAAGGAAGAGACUGAGAGACUGAUAACAGGCAUGCUGUAACGCCUACAGAACCUGGAAAUUAAACUUUUUCCAAAAACACAGUCUUUUUUAAGGCUGCACUGGACUGAACAGAUCUUUUACGCACAUCUCAGGAGUGAACUAUUUUUUGCGCUUUUUUUUUUUUUUUUUUUUUUUUUAAACACAGAUCAAAACUGUGAAGAGUGGUAGAAAAUAGCUGAGCUUGCUUUUAAAGUGAACCGGACGGAUAAGGAGAGAGAGGGAGAGAGACAGAGCAAAUACACCGCUCUCCCCUCUGCGCGUAUCUGACUGGACAGCAUGGUGCAGAAAAUGAGCCACACGGAGAGCACCGCCGAGGCGCUGUCCUUCUUCGGCGGGGAUUCGAGCUCCGACUCCGGGGCGUGCAUGGAUCUUGACCCGGCCGCAUCGCCUCUUUCCCCGAGCUCCUCCACAGCUUCUUCCACCACCGGGGACAAACUGGGAGACAACCCGGCGUGGUGUAAAACUCCAAGCGGGCACAUCAAGAGACCCAUGAACGCGUUUAUGGUGUGGUCACAGAUAGAGAGGAGGAAGAUCAUGGAGCAGUCUCCGGACAUGCAUAACGCGGAGAUCUCCAAGAGGCUGGGGAAGAGGUGGAAGCUGCUCAGAGAUAGCGACAAGAUCCCCUUCAUCCGAGAGGCGGAGCGGCUCAGACUGAAGCACAUGGCGGACUAUCCCGACUACAAGUACCGGCCGAGGAAGAAAGUAAAAUCGAGCGCAUCCAAGCCCGGCAGCAACGCAGACAAGGGGGAGAAAGUCAACAGUAGCUCCAACAACACCAGCACUAAGACAUCUUCAUCGCGGAAGAAUGGUUCCAAAUCACCCAGCAGCAGCAAACCCCACAAAUCACUUUUCGGCAGCAGCAGCAGCAGUAGCACCAAAGCUUCACCUUUUGCCUCUGAUCAUGCGUCAGAGCCCCAUCACCAUCACCACCAUCACCACCACCACCAUAACUCCCUCUACAAGUCCAAAUCCUUCACCUCCACAGCCAAGCAGAUCCCCGAUGGGAAGAAGCCCAAACGGGUCUAUGUGUUCGGGAGCAGCGCGGCCAAUUUGAGCGUCAGCCCCGCGUCCUCCGUGGUGGUCCCGGCCAGUCCGACCCUCAGCAGCUCGGCGGACUCCAGCGACCCGCUCAGCCUGUACGAGGACGCGGCCAGCUGCAGGGACGAGGGCGCAGAGUCCCCCAGCGGCAGCAGCGGCAGCAGCUUAGCCGGCUCCUCGGAGCGGCACGGCGGCCACACAUACAGCAGUCGGCGGGCUUCCUCACCCACACCCUCCGGCUCCCACUCCUCCGCAUCCUCUUCCUCAGAGGAUGAAGAGUUUGAGGACGACUUACUCGAUAUUAACCCCAGUCCCAGCUUUGACGGUAUGUCUUUGGGGAGCUUUGGAUCAUCGGUGCUGGACAGGGAUUUGGAUUUGAACUUUGAAUCCGGCUCCGGAGGAUCCCACUUCGAGUUCCCCGACUACUGCACGCCUGAAGUCAGCGAGAUGAUCUCCGGGGACUGGCUGGAGUCCACGAUCUCCAACCUGGUGUUCACAUACUGAGUGAUCAAAGCAGAGUAAAAAAGAACAACAGGUAAUAAAUAAAAAUAUGCCCACAAACAGAAGCAGGGGUUUGUGGAACAGUGGGUGUUACCAGACUAGAGUCUAAACCCACUCCAACUAACCCCCCGUCCCCUUCUUGCCUUUUACAAAAGCAAGAGCUGCAAAUCCUUUGGAAAGCUAAAACUUUAAAGCGAAUAAUUUGCUUUUUUUUUCUACUUUUCUUCGGAUGCGUGGAACUGUGGGACUUGGUACACACAAAAGUAGUGGGAGCGCAAAAAAAACAAGAGAAGGAGAGAAAAAGAUGAGGCUGUGAACCCCUCAGUCCUCUUCUGUUGUGAACUGAACGACUUAAACUGUGAUUUAUUUGCACGAUCUGCGGUCCGCCGUUCACUUAAUCAAUGUUGCUGACUAUUAAAAAAAAAAAAAAAAAAAAAGAAAAAAAAAAGGGACAUUUCACAAGUUUUUAUCAAUCGCCAAGUGAACUUCACCACUGAUAAAGGUACAGAAAUAGGACUGUCGUGCGACAUUUUUAUUGUUGUGUGUCAACCGAGAGGGAUUUUUUAAAAUGAAACCGAGGUGGGUUGAUGUUUUUGUUUUUGUUUAAGUCGAAUAUUUUUCUCAAAAGCAAAAAACAUGUUAAGCAUGAUAGCCUACUUUGUUCCUAUCUUGUGCUGAGAUUUUCUGUGAGACUGUCGAACAGUUUAAAACUAGUAUUAGGGUUAUUUAAAUGGAUAGGUGGCGCUCGCUUCGGUUCUUCUCUUUAAAAAAAAAAAAAAGAAAAGAAAAAAAAAAAAAAAAAAAAAAAGGACAUUGAAAUAAUCACCAGCUGUUGUAAUUUUUCAACUUCAGGACUCAAACGCAACUUCAAAUCUGUGCUGAACUUUAUACACGUGUUCUCUACGAUUCAGGACCAAAUUCUUUAUUGUUAAUUUCAGAUGAUAGCUAUAGAGAAAUCCUCAACGUUGUUUUUUUUUUUUUUUUUCAUCCUCUGAGCUUUGUUUUGUACAUGUAUUCAGAUGCCAUUUUAUAUGGGAUGUUGUAUUUAUAUACUGGGCCAAGCAUUUUUGACUUGAUCAUUUUUUUUAUUUCUUGUAUAGCUUACAUGACCUAGUCCUGUUCUUUUUUCUUACACGGUUGUUUGUCAGUAUGUCUGUCUCUGUCACAUUUCCUUCUCAGGCGAAGGGCUAGAGUUUUAAAAACACACAACUUUUAGUUCUUUUUAUAUCUAAAUGUACACACUUUUUUGGACACUUAAAAGAGAAGAAACAGUUUGAUUAUUUUCUCAGUGUAUUUUUGUACAAAUCUAUAUAGAAAAUGGGGGAGUCAACAAUCGGCGUGUGUAGCCUACUAAUACAGUUGUAUUGGAUUUCCUAAUUUUUAAGACCCGGGCAGGCUGGUUUUAAUGCUGCCUUCAAGUGCUUAUGGCCAGCUUGUACUUAUGAGCAUCGUUCAACAAAGCAGACUUUAUAACCAUGUGGUGUCUUGUUUUUACAAAUGUAUGGCACCACACUACAUUUACUCUACUGACAGGGCAUAAAAUCGAAUCUGAAUCUACCAGCAAACACUGAUAACACUUUGAUGUCUAAACCUGAACUUUUUUCAGUUCACGCAACAAAUAUAUCCCACCACUCGGAUUUUUACAGCAGCACUUGAAAGCAGCACCAGUCUUUGUAUCAGCCUACCUUCUACGUUUACAGUGCCAGUCUACAGGCUUCUUAAAGACACAGGAACACAUUAUUUCGAGAGGCUUUUUUUUUUGUUUUUUUCCUGUGGACCAUGUGGUUUUAACAGCGUCACUAUCCCAAGCAGCCACUCCUUUUUGCAUUUCCUGUCUCAUAUCUUGCCUAUGACAACAAAUGAGGAGAUUGUAGCUUUAAAUUUGACUUGUUUGUUGGUGUUUUCAUUAAUUGAUGUCAAAUUUGCCAAUCAACCACAGGACUGAACAGGUUCUCAACAGACCUAGAACAAGCAACAACAAGGAUGAUAACAUCAAGCAUAUUCAAAUUUCUGACUUGAGUUCCGCAACAUCUACUUGUACUGCGUUUCUCAUUGUAUUUGAAUAUAUAAUCUUUUCUACUUGUCGGCUAACUAUUAGCUAAUAAUUGUUUUAGUAUCUUUAUGGCAUGGUGAAUAGCAUUUGUAUUUCAGAUUCAGGUUAUUAGCUGUUGUGUUUUUCAGAAAAAAAUGAAAAAACGAGGAAAAAUGAUGAAACGUGAACUCGAUCUUUGUAUAUUUGACUGUAUCAUAAAGCAAAAAGAUUGUGUGUUUAUGUACGUUGUUGCUAUCAAGGACAGGCACUGUCUAGAACUGCUAUCUUUUACACAUCCUUACUUACAUUUAAGGUGGUCAGUUCAGGACUCUUUUUUUAUAUAUAUAUGAAAGCAUUUUUAAAUAUAUUAACUUUAUUUUUCAUCCAUCCUGUGCAAUAUGCUGUGUAGAAUUAUCAUUUAUUGUCUAAUCAUUGCCAUAAACAAAGGAACCUUCCAUCUUUGAGACUCAAAGAACGGGAGGGGAAACUCAUGCCAGCUAAAUUGUGUCCAUUCACUGCCUGUCAGAUUGUUGAUAUAAACUUGUGUACAGAACUUUUUUCAAAGAAGGAAAUAAAUAUCAGCUGGAACUGAAA